AUGGUGAAGUUGCUGCCUGCCCAGGAGGCAGCCAAGAUCUACCAUACCAACUAUGUGCGCAACUCCAGGGCUGUGGGUGUGAUGUGGGGCACACUCACCAUCUGCUUCUCUGUACUGGUCAUGGCCCUCUUCAUCCAGCCCUACUGGAUCGGUGACAGUGUUAACACACCCCAGGCAGGCUACUUUGGCCUUUUCUCCUACUGUGUGGGCAACGUGCUGUCCUCUGAACUCAUCUGCAAGGGUGGCCCGCUGGACUUCUCCUCCAUUCCCUCUAGAGCCUUCAAGACCGCCAUGUUUUUUGUGGCAUUGGCCAUGUUCCUCAUCAUUGGCUCCAUCAUCUGCUUUAGCCUCUUCUUUGUCUGCAACACGGCCACUGUCUACAAGAUCUGCGCAUGGAUGCAGCUGGCUGCAGCCACAGGCCUGAUGAUUGGCUGCCUGGUCUACCCCGACGGUUGGGACUCAAGUGAGGUGCGGCGCAUGUGUGGGGAGCAGACAGGCAAGUACACACUGGGCCAGUGCACCAUCCGCUGGGCCUUCAUGCUGGCCAUCCUCAGCAUUGGAGACGCCCUCAUCCUCUCCUUCCUGGCCUUUGUGCUGGGCUACCGGCAGGACAAGCUCCUCCCUGAUGACUACAAGGCAGAUGGAAAAGGAUCUCCAACUUUUUACACCAUCCAUCUACCCACUCAGUACCAGCUCCUGGGCCCCACGUGCCCACCGACACCUUUAGGCAUGGGAGGAAGUCUGAAGCAGCUGAAGUUUGGUGAGUAA
This is a messenger RNA of Enhydra lutris kenyoni (northern sea otter), 768 nucleotides long. Its product is annotated as LHFPL tetraspan subfamily member 5. NCBI's taxonomy places the organism in Eukaryota, Metazoa, Chordata, Mammalia, Carnivora, Mustelidae. Gene Ontology annotation, cellular component: plasma membrane. Bases 1 to 768 code for a protein of 255 amino acids. The record is from RefSeq and is a predicted model, not a curated record. The transcript is spliced from 4 exons. Gene Ontology annotation, biological process: sensory perception of sound; detection of mechanical stimulus involved in sensory perception.